UGUAACCUCUUACUGACAUAUUGUUCGGUAUCACAGACCACAGGUGAACCCUUACUGGCGCAAUGUGCUAUAUCACUGGUAGGAAAUAAUCUCUUACUGACAUAUUGUACCGUGUCAUUAACAGUUGGUGACCUCUUGUAUCAGACAGUUGACCUCUUACUGACGUAUUCUACCUUAUCACAGGCAACUCCUUCCUGACAUACUGUAUUGUACCGCAGACAGCAGGCGACGUCUUACUGACACCCCCUAGGUAACACUGUGUACACCUGCUGCCUUCCCUACAGUCUGUCUCCGCCGGUCAUACCGAGGCUUCUGCACCUCUCUAAGUCUCUGUGCGUGCUUCCAUGGGGUGUGGGGAGGGGGGUGACAUUCCUCAGCCCCCUCUAAUGGGCUGAGGGGGUCUCCCUGGGUAACAGUCCCCGAUCUCUCUAUAAUAAAACAUCCACCCCCCCUCCACUCCCUUCCAUAUAUAUAUCUGCCGGAUACACCAGCCUACAGAACGGACCAGUCCUGCACUAUCAGGACAGACACCCACAAACCUUCUGCAACCUCUGUAACAAGGACACACCACGCAACCGGGCCGCAACGCUCUGCAGCGCAACAGGACCACCUGGACUGACCCUACGGAGACCCCGAGGGCUACACAUCCCCGCCGAUAUCGUUCACAGGUCUCACCUCCGAGAUGAAAGUAACGUCAGCACUGACCUUGGUGACCCUACUGAUUGUAGGGGGUUCCACCAGACCCUCUCCCCAGCUGAAACACCUGAAGUCUCUCAUAGAUCUCAUGUCCCAUGACCUCUCCUCCUCGGAGGAGAUACUGCUCCUGGAAAGCAUGGAUGAUAUGGGGGUGCCAGCCUCGGGUCCCCGUCCUAGAGACACGCGGCUCCAUCAGGACUCUGCCCAGGUGCCCACCAACCGCGCCGCCUGGCUCCGCAUCUUCAGCGACUUCAUGAACAACCAGAAGAAAUUUAGGGGGCGCACAAAGAAAUCCGGAACCAUUCGUGGAUGUUUUGGGAUGAAACUAGACCGGAUUGGAAGCAUGAGUGGAUUGGGGUGCUGACACCAGGCAUAUCUCACUAGUAACGAUUCCCACCACGGGAUGAUCUUCUUCCACCUCCCUGACUGCAGUCACUGGACACCUCUGGCUGCUGACAAAUGAGAAACUAACUCCAACCAAAUGACAAGAGCGCCCCCCGCCUGCAGUGACGACCUCCACAUCACGGAGAGAACACAAUUGUACUUAUGAUGAAUCCAGGCGCGGAGCGUUCAUCGCUCCCCCGUCACCUACUACGAGACUUCUCGUAAAUAGGAGGAGGUAUAAUGAGGGGGCUGCGUCACCCCUGCCUCUAAAUGUAGGAAAAUCAGGAUAUUUCUGCCGUAUAGAAAGAAUAUUAGAUGAUGUUACCUGAAGAUGCUAAUAAACCUUUCAUCCUUA
This is a messenger RNA of Pseudophryne corroboree (corroboree frog), 1435 nucleotides long. RefSeq names its product C-type natriuretic peptide-like. The record is from RefSeq and is a predicted model, not a curated record. The transcript is spliced from 3 exons. Gene Ontology annotation, molecular function: hormone activity. Gene Ontology annotation, cellular component: extracellular region. Gene Ontology annotation, biological process: cGMP biosynthetic process; receptor guanylyl cyclase signaling pathway. Bases 683 to 1060 code for a protein of 125 amino acids. NCBI's taxonomy places the organism in Eukaryota, Metazoa, Chordata, Amphibia, Anura, Myobatrachidae.